Molecule: messenger RNA, 3516 nt
Organism: Olea europaea var. sylvestris
Lineage: Eukaryota; Viridiplantae; Streptophyta; Magnoliopsida; Lamiales; Oleaceae
Exons: 3
Coding region: 1664-3277 (537 amino acids)
Source: RefSeq, a predicted model, not a curated record
GGGGUUGCAAUAAUUACGUUCUUGGCCAAAGAUAAUAUCUAUAUGUGCAUUUAAGUUGGAUAGUAUGCUGGGUGGCUAGGUAUGGUGCUUUCAAGUUCAAUUGUUGGUUUCUUUGUUUGUUAUCUUCCUAAGAAGAUAUUGAAAUGAAUUAUUCCUCGGUAAAUUCCUUUGGUUUGUUGCUAAUAAGCUAGUUUUUACUUAUCAUAUGUAAACACCGAGUGAAAGGUCAGUAAAACUAGGUUUAAGCCAUUACUUGAUAUGUAUAAUUCAAAUUUCUCUUUUGGAUUAAUCAAAUUCUAUAAAACCUUUAUAUUUAUUUUGAAUUUUUUUUAAACUUGGUCAUUAUUAACUGAGGCAAUCUGAAUAUACUGACCCCCCAAAGAAGAAACGUUAGGCUCACUAGAGUUGAUGAGGUGUCUGGUGAAAUGGAAAUUCAGAAGAAAAGGUGACUUAGAUUUUCGCUAAAUGACAUGCAUUAAUGUGAACAUUUCAGUUGGUAUUACAAGCCUUUGCUAUCUCCGUUGACCCUUUCUCCUUUCAUUCCUUCUUCUCUUUUAUGUCCUCUUUCUCCUUGUUUGCCUGGAAAACACACUUUUUUGUGUACCAACCAUUCCCUACCCAGAUGUAUUAUAGUAACUAAUUCUUAAUCCUUCAUGUUGUGGAAUCCUGUUUAGACGGUUAUUUGUAUAUGCCUUAUGUUUAAGUGUGUAUUUGGUUUUCGCAAACCUGCAGGUGGUUUGAUGCUUGAUUUUUGUUUUCUUCAAUUUACUUGUAUACGAGCAUAAUGUUUUUGAUAAAUGUCAUUUUUGGCAGUGCAUUGUAUACCUGUUCUCUAGGCUACCAACUUUCCUUAUUUGCCUGCAUUUUUUUCUGCUGCAUUCAAUUGCUAUAUGGAUGCCUAUGGACAUUGUUGUUAUUAUUAUUGAGGAUAACCUUUUCCAAGAAAAUAUUCAUUGUUAUUUCCCCCCGUGAUAUUCUUUCUUUCCCCUUCAUCAGUUGUUUUAUCUAGGGUUUCUUUUUCCUUCUGAAUGUCUCAUAGUAGUUGAGAGUUAUAUUAUCAUUUCUGAUCCCUAAACUUGUUAGGGUUCAAUUUUAGUAUCUUCUACGUGAAUUGCAGACGUGUCCUAACCAUCAUAUCUUGAUCGGCACUAUAUGCUGGACCUUGUCUUAAACCUUUCUUGAUAUGGCAGUACAUAGCUAGGAGGUGCCAUUGACAUGUGGAGACAUCAGGAAGGUUGGUGUGAUAAAUAUGUUUGUCAUAUUGCUAAUGAAUGGAGAUCGUAGAGACCUCUCUUUUUUAUAACCAUGAGAUCGGGAACUGAGCGAAAUGACUUGCUUCGGUAUUAUAGUGUCAUGGAUCCAUAUUUUACAUUAAGUUAUGUCCUUUUACUGUUUAAUGAGUUUAUAUCAUUUAUCUGUUUCCUGUAUGAAUGUUGUAUUUUUUCUAGAAGUAUUUAUUAUGAGUGGCACUUCUAUGAUGAUUUGAAGAUGGUUAAGCCUUUUAUUUGCUAAUAUUGUCAGUUAUUCGUUUUUUCUAAAGGAUGACGCUGGCUUGUUCAUUGUCAAUAUUUACCUUUCCAAGUGAAAAUAUCUCUUGACUUGUAGGUAAAUUGGCGUUUAUUAUUAUGAUCUCUGAAUUAAGUAAAGAGGGAACUUGAAUCUCAUGCUUUUGCAAACUUCUGAAUUAUGCAUCUCAUUCACUGGCGAUGAUGGUUGUGUAGAGAGGCUAGCAACAUUGAGCACUGAGACUCAACACUCUGCUGUAGAAAUUGAAGUAAUCUCAGCGGACAAGUCGGGACGAUCUUUCUUAAUAAAGACGCCAGGUAGUGAAAUUUUUUAUUUUUGGUGCUCUGAAAAAUCCAAGCUUCUGGGGAAUGAAUUGCUCCAAAAGAUGAAGGAUAUACUUUUGAGAAAACCUUCACUGGCUGAAUUAACUGGAAUUAGUGAGUCACGCCUCAACUGCUUUUCAAUUUACCUUCAAGCUUAUCUUGCUGGAUCCAUGGUGUCUACUGCAAAAUCUAGUGACUGUUUUGUGUUUGCUAGCACUUCUCUAGAUGAUUCAAAUGAUUCUUCUGAAUUUCAUUAUCCUCAGUCUUCAUUCAGAACUAUGAAAAAUUCACGUUUUCGGCACUAUGGCAGUCAAGGAGCAAAGACAAACCCAUUGUAUCAGGGUAGCCUUAGUCCUAGGUCUAGUUCCUUUAAAGAGGGGUUGCCAAGAAGCUUGUCUUCAUUGAGAAGUAUUGCCAAAGAAAAAAUGAGGCGACGUGGAGAGAGCUAUGUUUCAUGUGUUGAGAGCUCAGACAUUGCUUCUUCAAGUAGUGCAGCUCGGUUUAGUUCAAAUUGCUUUGAGAAGGAAAAGUUUUCUGAAGCAACUGAAAUUCACCAGUUUCCUUCAUUGAGUUUUUUGGAUGUACUCAUGAAAUCCGCAGAACUGUCCUUUUCUGGCCCGGGAACUCAAGUAACUUCGUUGGCUUCAUCUUGUUUCUCUCCCUACUAUUGCUUUUGUCCUCUGGCUGCAUCAACUAUGCGAUACGCUAUGGGAACUUCACAGCUGCCUAUUUCGUCAAUUGAAUCACUCUCUCUGCCGUCACUGUCAUCUCAUUCUCAGCUAUCAACUGCAAGGCCAUCUAGUCUUUUGGCGUCAAAACCCUCCCUUAAUCUGGCUGAGGUCCCCCCAUUGGAUUUUCCUCCUCUCUUGCCAGAGCCUUUGAUCAGGUUGCCAUUGACGAUGCCAACUUCUCAACAGAUCUUGACAUAUACACCGUUAAUAUGUGACCCCAUUGUUCAUAUUCCAGUUAUAGAUGUUUGCUCUUCUGGCCAAGGGUACUUGGUCAGCACAGGUCUGGCCAUGUCGACUUCUGUAUCACCUCUAAACGCAAAUCUCAUGGACCCCCAGAUUCCAGAUGCUGAAUCAAUGCUAGAAAAAGGUGCUAGGGACACACUUCGCUUUCUCAUCAACAGCUCCAAUCAACCCAACUCACAGCUGCUCGAAGUAUUUAAUCCGGUCCUUAGCAGCAGCGAUGAUAAGCAAAACUUGCUUGCUGUUGGAAGCCGCGGUCUUUAUUCUGGAAGCAGAGAUGUAGAUGCUAUAGCAAACUGCAUGACGGCUAUGGGUUUAGUUUCAUUUCCCAACAAAUCCUCGGGAAGUAACAAUAGCAAUCGACUUGUUGGUAGAGAUUAUUUGGUUGAUCAAAGUGAGAAGCCUGCCGGCUGUGGUCCAUCUACCUCAGAUGACUGUUGCUCAUCCUUGAAAGAUUGGAAAGGACAGAUUGAUUGAAACAUGAUUGCUUUUUCCCAGUUUAGUAAUGGAAAUGAGGAUUGAGAAUUGUAAUAUAACGAAAGAAAAAAUGUUCUUAUGUUUUGUAGUCUUUUGAUAUUUCCUUCUUUAUGUUCUGCUUUUGUUGCUUGCCGUCCAAAUGUUUCUCUGGUAAAUUGGCAGCUGGGGUUUAUUGUAAUUACUAAUAAGUGAUGCUUUUGUUGUCUAGUCUUUGUUUAUGAAAAUUCUGACUUUCUUGA